CACUCCUCUGUACAUCAGGAUCAUGAAAUGGGCUUUUUUAUUCUCAGUAAUUUGUUACAAAAAACAGUAAUAUUAUUAUGUUCGUAAUGUGUGUAUUAUGUCUCUCAACAGUAAAAAAUAAAAAAAAAAGCCAUGGAUAACCAAUAUAAUUCCAUUAGCCCAACUUGCAAUGGAAUUUCAGCUCAUGAGAAGAGAAUCAGCUCUUUGGUGGCUGAAGAUCAUGGUCAGAGAAUCUUAACCGUACUGCAAAGCUUCAGAGCUCAAAACAUAUUUUUUGACUUUAAACUACUUGUAAAAGAUGAAGCAAUCCCCUGCCAUCGUUGUGUACUAGCAGCAUGUAGUGACUUUUUCAGGGCCAUGUUUGAAGUUAACAUGAAAGAAAGAGAUGAUGGGAGUGUUACGAUAAGUAAUUUAACACCCAAGGCAGUGAAGGCUUUUCUAGAUUAUGCUUAUACUGGAAAAGCUGAGAUAACAAAUGAUAAUGUGGAAAUGUUCUUUCAGCUGUCCUCCUUUCUUCAAGUUUCACUUCUUUCAAAAGCUUGCAGUGACUUUCUAAUUAAGAAUAUUGAUCUUGUUAACUGUUUGCAAUUAUUAUCCAUUUCCGAAAGUUAUGGCUCCACCAAGUUGUUUGAGCAUACACUUGAGUAUGCACGGCACCAUUUUUUCUUGCUUCUCCAGUCAAAUGACUUUUUGGAAAUGAAUUUUGAGAUCCUGCAAAAAUGUAUAGAAGCUGAUGAGUUGAACAUUCCAGAUGAAGAAUCUGUGUUGAAAGCUGUCUUUUGGUGGACAAAACAUGACUUAGAAAUGAGGCAUAAAUAUCUUCUUCGUUUGAUGAAAAAGAUCAGGUUACAUCAGUUACCUGAAAAGACACUGCAGGGUAUUUUGCAGUCUGAGGAACAGUUACUUAAAAGAACUAAUUGCUUAGUAAUAAUCAAUGAAGCAAUUAAAAAUGUGCAGAGUUUCAGUGGGCUCUUCUCAGAUCCUCGACCAUCAACAACAGAAAAAUAUAUACUGGUUCACAAAACUGAAGAAAAUAGAGUACAUCAGCAUACAUUUUGCUAUAAUAUUAAAACUGAUCAGUGGAAAGAGCUGACACACAUACAUAUAUUUGAUCUCCCUGGAUCAAGUUUAUCUAGUUACGGUGAAAAACUAUUUAUAACUGGUGGAUGUGAAGGUAACUGUUUCCGGACUAUUAGACUUCAUAUUGCUGAAACAUUUCAUGACGCCACAGAUCAAACUUGGUGUUACUGCCCAGCAAAUGAUAGCUUCUCAUUAGUAUCUGCCAUGAAGAAGCCAAGGACAAUGCACACAUCUGUUGUGACCUUAAAUCAUUUGUUUGUAAUAGGAGGUAAGACAAGGGCAUCUCAGGAUGUCAAAAGCCUUUUGGAUAUUGAGGCAUAUAAUCCUCUGUCUAGAGAGUGGAAAUCUGUGAGUCCAUUACCAAAGGGCAUCUACUACCCAGAAGCAAGUGCCUGUCAUAGUAUAAUAUAUGUACUUGGUUCUGAAGUUGAAAUUACAGAUGCCUUUAAUCCAUCUCUUGAUUGCUUCUUUAAAUACAAUGCUGCAACAGAUCAGUGGUCUGAGUUAGUAGCAGAAUUUGGGCGGUUCUUUCAUGCAACCUUAAUCAAAGCUGUUCCAGUGAACUGCACUUUGUACAUUUGUGAUCUUUCUACUUACAAGGUUUAUAGCUUUUGUCCAGAGACCUGUGUCUGGAAAGGGGAAGGCUCUUUUGAGUGUGCUGGUUUUAAUGCAGGGGCAGUUGGAAUAGAAGAUAAAAUAUACAUUCUUGGUGGAGAUUAUGCUCCUGGUGAAAUAACGGACGAAGUACAGGUCUACCACAGCAGUAGAUCUGAAUGGGAGGAAGUUGCACCAAUGCCAAGAGCCCUUACUGAGUUCCAUUGUCAGGUGAUUCAGUUUAAUAAAUACAGGGAUCCAUGGUUGCAAAAGCAAUGUGAGACAAAAAAAUUAUAAAUAAGUACCUAGUUUCCCACAUGUAUUUGUUCUUAGUUCGAAGGCAAACUAAUAUUAGGGCUCAAUCUACCAAACCAUGAUUUCCUCUUCAUUUUCAUAGAAUAGGGAUUGGUAAAUUGCACCAUAGUUAAAUGUGUUAAGACACGUCUUUUGAGUUUGGAUGGCCUAUCUUUAAUACAAUAAAUUUAAUACAAUUUAUUAAAUGUAUAUGCUGGCUGACUUCCAGUGACUCUGGGUGGUUUCCUUCCUUCCUUUACAGGUAGUCCUUGACUUAUGACCAUAAUUGGGACUAGAAUUUCCAUU
This is a messenger RNA of Candoia aspera, 2274 nucleotides long. RefSeq names its product kelch repeat and BTB domain containing 3 (gene KBTBD3). Bases 133 to 1971 code for a protein of 612 amino acids. The transcript has 2 exons. Lineage: Eukaryota; Metazoa; Chordata; Lepidosauria; Squamata; Candoiidae. Gene Ontology annotation, molecular function: protein binding. The record is from RefSeq and is a predicted model, not a curated record.